Molecule: messenger RNA, 483 nt
Organism: Prunus dulcis (almond)
Lineage: Eukaryota; Viridiplantae; Streptophyta; Magnoliopsida; Rosales; Rosaceae
Product: serine/threonine receptor-like kinase NFP
Exons: 2
Coding region: 1-483 (160 amino acids)
Biological process (GO): protein phosphorylation
Molecular function (GO): ATP binding; protein kinase activity
Source: RefSeq, a predicted model, not a curated record
AUGGCCUGCAAUAUGCAUGAUCACACUCAACCAAGCAUUGUUCACUGGGAUCUCAGAGCAAAGAACAUCCUUCUAAACUCAAAUUUUAAGGCCAAGAUAGCAAAUUUCUCAAUGGCUAGAACUGUUGCAGAUCCCAUAAUGCCAAAAGUGGAUGUUUUCGCAUUUGGGGUCGUACUAUUGGAGUUGCUCUCAGGAAAGAAGGCCUUGGAAACAAAAGACAAGGGCGAAAUCGUUAUGUUGUGCAAAGAACUAAGGGCGGUGUUGAAGAAUGAAGAGGAGAGAGUGGACAGGUUAAUCAAGUGGAUGGAUCCAAAACUGGAGAACUGCUAUCCUAUUGAUAGGGCUCUGAGUUUGGCAGCCCUGGAGAUCAAGUUUGGUUGGAAAAUUGUAGUUGGCUCAAUAGUUGGAUUCUUUGGUGCAGCAUUGGGUAGUGUGGGAGGUGUUGGGGGUGGAGGCAUUGCUUGCCUUGAUCAUUGGUUUUGA